Molecule: messenger RNA, 449 nt
Organism: Trichomonas vaginalis G3
Lineage: Eukaryota; Parabasalia; Trichomonadida; Trichomonadidae
Exons: 1
Source: RefSeq, a predicted model, not a curated record
AUGCAAUUUGAUGAAAAUGGAAAAGCUGUUAAACAAUACAUUGGAGAAGGUGAAAAUGGUCCAAUUAAUUCAUACCGUUAUAAUCCAUAUUCUUAUUUCAAUGAAGAAUUAAAUGCUAUUGAAGAGGGACCGGAUGGAUUACCACGAUAUUCUAACCAGUUUGAUGGUCAAUAUGCAAAUAUUAGACCUGAAAUUUCAGCUAAGAAAUUCUUUAAAGUUGCUUUAUUCGAUCCAGUUUUCGCAAAUGUUAAAGAUGAACUUAAACAUCAAUUCCAACCAAUUAUAGUAGCAAGAAUUGCAUCAGGUGCUUUAUCUCAAGCAUUCAAAGAUUUAAUUAAGAAACCAUUAUAUCAGCAACGAGGUUUAACUUAUGAUUUAGUUAAGGAAUCAGAUAAAAGAAAAUUUGAGAAAUCAGAUGAUUAUAAGAAUGCAAUUAAUGAAUAUAUUAG